Messenger RNA from Tachysurus fulvidraco (yellow catfish), 2853 nucleotides. RefSeq lists its product as uncharacterized. The transcript is spliced from 5 exons. The record is from RefSeq and is a predicted model, not a curated record. Lineage: Eukaryota; Metazoa; Chordata; Actinopteri; Siluriformes; Bagridae. Bases 773 to 1321 code for a protein of 182 amino acids.
AAAGAUUUAUUAAAAUAGGACAGCAAAUCAUAUACACAACAAUCAAACACAUAAAGACAUGAAAUGUUUUAUGUAAAUAACUCAUCAAAAAUUGGUCCAAGAUGUUGACCGCCACCUCACAGUCUUACUAUAUUAGCUGGAAGACCCUUAAAGCGUAAGGAGACAUCUCCUGCAUCUAAAUAAACAACACAAUUUUCCCAUAGCAAAAUAAAUCCCAAUAAAUAAACAAAUUAAACAAUAUAAAAUAACAACCACUCUGUCAACCUCAUCUGGGGCAAAUUCAAACACACCCAAAUUAAGCAGCACUAAAUCCCGCCUGCUUUUAAAACAAGGCUUACACAUCGAGGCCUCUUCCCCAGCGCCUGUUUAAAAAGUCUUGGGAUAAUUAGCCAACCACACCCCCUACUGGUAGGCGCUUGCCUGGCUACAAGUACAAGUUUUCUAACAUUAAGCCUUUCUUCUCUGUUCUGUUUAAAGACUUUAUAAGAACAUUUGAGAAUUAUUUUAGUUAUUUAACUCAGUACCAACAGAAACGUUACUCUAACUGUUUAACUGUGGCAGAAGUAGAACGCGUUACUUACCGGAUUGUGUAGAGCAUCACGUGACAACCUGAACACCAGGAGCUCCUACACCAGCUUCUCAGCCUGGAUUUCAACCAUAUUCUUUGUUACGGUUUUGUUUUUCGCUGAAACUUUCUAUAUUAUUAUUAUGUGAAGUCACCGGAGUGUCUGUAGAAUCAUCAAUGUGAACAUCUGCACACAUUGAGGGCAUCAUGACCUGGGCACUGGGUAUUCUGUGCAUCACUACUUUUUUGAACUUUAAAUUUCCCAUCUCAGGUCCUCUGUCUGCAGCUGAUAUCCCUGUGUCUGGUUAUGUGGGUUCUACAGCUGUCCUGCCGUGUGAACUGCAGACUGUAGACACUGAAACACCACAUAUUAUGUGGACCAUCGAUACUGAGACUGUGUUUGAGCGACGGGGUAAGGAGACAUAUGAGGGUGAGGGAUAUGAGGGCCGUGUGGACGUUCCUGAGGAAGAGCUGAGGAAAGGGAACUGUUCCUUGGUGUUAAAACACCUGAAACUUAACGAUACAGCUGACUACAUGAGCUACGAGAUGAGAGGCACCAGGAGAUUAAACAGGGUAAAGAGAUCUGAAACACCAAAAAUAAAGCUGAUCAGCAGUGUUCAUCUCUCAGUCAAUGAGCUCCCUCCUAAAGAAGACAGAAGUAUUACUCCAGUUCCUUCAGCUGAUCCAGGAAUGAAGUGUCCUCAUCUACUGGUCAUGGUCUUGUCCUUCAUCUGUUUACUCAUCCAGCUCUUCUGACUAGAAGUUGUGAUGCUCUCCAAUCUGUCAGAAGAUCACACAACAGGAGCUGACUGAGCUAAAAUAGUACUUAAAAGCAUUUUUGUCCGCAAAGGGGAAAUUCUUUUCCACAACAUUGCACUUGUUCGAAACACACAACAUAAACGGUCAUAAUACACACAUGUCAAGAAACAUUCAAAAUAACACACAGCGAUGUCUAUUGUUAAGGUACUUAAUGACUGAGGGAAUCAGGCUUCUUCCAAAGCGGGCCCUCCUGCUCCUCAGAGCCCUGAACCUACACCCUGAGGGCAGUGGGGUUAGAUACUCAUUUAGCGGAUGUGUGGAAUCUUGUUCUAUUGAAAUGGCAAAGCGUCCGAUAGCUGUGUUAUUGAGUUCUAUAAGGUUAGGUGUUGGAAGACCGCUAACCACUAAACUAACACUUUGUUGAUAUGUUUUCUGUUAAAAAGGUCUUGCAAGAGGUUUUUUUUUAUCCGUUUGAGAAGCAUCUGCCAUACAAGUCCUCUCUAUCACACUCUAAAAAAAAAAAAUACGCUGGCUCGAGUUAAAAAAAAAUUAAGGUAACAAUUUGCAUGCUUCUUUUUAAGUAAUUUUAACUCAGUCACUCAUAAGUAGAUAUCAUGAUCCUUUUAUAGUUAGACUAAAACAAUUCGUUUAGUACAACCAACAUGUUUUGACUUAAUAUGACCAAAAAUUUGAAGAGGUUAGAGGUUAAGUGGUCAAAUGACAUAAUUUAAGUUAUUCUAACUUCAUUUUGAUUCCAUUCUACUUAGACAUGACCAUGCAAAUUGUUACCUUUUUUUUUGAGUAUAAGUAACUUAUUUCACUUCAAUCAGAAGAAAUAACACAGCAAUUCCAGUUUUAUGAUGAAACUGGUUUAUUAUAAAACCAAUAUCAACUUAUGUCCAAAAAGUUAAUUAUCCAGGUCUGUAAAUGGAACAGUUUUAACAAAUCAGAUAGCUAUCAGAUCAGACAAAACACAUGAAGUGACCAGGUGUAAAAAGUCCCUGAGUGAGUGAGUGAGUUUCUCACCAGUCACCAACCUCACUACAUAUCAGUAAGCACUGGUGUCUCCUUGCAUUCAUGUGACUGUGAAGAGUGAAUGAAUGGUUUCUAUGGAAACAGUAUUCUAUUAUAUAGAUUUUGAGAAUUCAAAAGGUUUUUAUCCAAACUUUUGAUCAAUAAUUCUUGUGCACUUAUGCAACUUAGCUUAAACAGAAAAAUGGAAACGUUAACUUUGCUGGGAACUGUCCUUAUCCUCCUUGACCUUUCAGCAACUUAUGCAACUUAGCUUAAACAGAAAAAUGGAAACGUUAACUUUGUUGGGAACUGUCCUUAUCCUCCUUGACCUUUCAGCAACUUAUGCAACUUAGCUUAAACAGAAAAAUGGAAACGUUAACUUUGUUGGAAACCGUCCUUAUCCUCCUUGACCUUUCAGCAGCGUUUGAUACGGUCAACCAUAAGACUCUCUUAUCCUCCCUCAAGAGUCUUGGGAUUUGCGGAUCAGCUUGGGAAUGGUUUGCCUCCUACCUGGA